Effrenium voratum is the source of this 1458-nucleotide messenger RNA. NCBI's taxonomy places the organism in Eukaryota, Dinophyceae, Suessiales, Symbiodiniaceae. The record is from the annotation of a GenBank genome assembly.
AUGGAGUCGUGCUUUGCAAUUGCAGCAGUCGCUUUGUCUCCAAGCGUCUUCGACCAGACAGUCAUGAACGGAAUCACCGGCAUCGAGGACCGACUUCAGGAUGAUGUGUCUGACACCAUCAUGAAGAUGACGCAGGCGGGCAUCAAGGUUUGGAUGCUGACGGGCGAUAAAACGGAGACAGCCAUCAACAUUGGUGUGGCCACAGGCCUGCUGGCCGCUGAGCAGAAGGCCUUGGAGCGGCCCAUGUUCUCCACAGAGAACUUUGAGAAGGGCGGAGCUUUCCAAGCGCAGGAGCUCCAGACGAAGCUCAGGGAAGUGGCUGAGCAGGCGCGACAAGCCUAUCAGCAGAAGCGCAUGUUCGAGGGCAUGGUCAUCGACGGCAAGUGCCUGGAGCUGGCCCUGGAGCCCCACAAUCAGAAGGACUUUGUGGCCAUUUGCCGCAACUGCUCCACGGUCAUUUGCUGCCGGGUGUCGCCCAAGCAGAAGGGCGCCGUAGUUCGCCUCAUCAAGCAGGAGGAGAAGGCGAUCACCCUGGCCAUUGGUGACGGCGCCAACGACUGCAACAUGAUCAUGAGCGCAGAUGUGGGCAUUGGCAUCCGCGGGCUGGAAGGUCUGCAGGCCUUCAACGUCAGUGACUAUGGCAUCUCCCAAUUCCGCUUCUUGCAGUACAUCAUGCUGGUCCACGGCCGGUGGUGCUACAGAAGGAUCGCGAUCCUGGCCAACUACAUGUUCUACAAGAACUUCGUGUGCGUCCUGCCGCAGUACUUUUUAGGUGCCGUCUCCGGCUUUUCUGGGCAGAAGCUCUACAACGACAUCUUGUACCAGUUCUACAACGUGUGCUUCACCUUCGUGCCCAUCAUGGUGUUUGCAGUCCUGGAUCAGGACGUGCCGAAGAAGGCGUCGUUGAAGUACCCGGAGCUUUACAUCGCGGGCAAAGAGCGGAUGUACAUGAAUGUGCAAGUAUCGCUUGGUUGGAUUGCCAGUGGCGUUUGGCAUGGCCUCGUGUGCUUCUUCAUCCCGUACCUGGUGAUGUCCAACGGGAACAUCACCCACGAGGAUGGCAAGGCCAAUGACAUUUGGCUGGUGGGCUCAGUAGUCUUCUUCCUGGUGUGUCUCGUCACCAACCUCUCUGUACUGCUCGAGACCUGCUACCUAAAUUGGAUCGUGGCGCUGGGCAUGUCAUUGUCACUGCUGGCGUGGGUCCUCUUCCAAGGGUACAUCUCCGGGCUGCACGGGGUGGUGGUCACCUCUGAGUUCUACGGCUCCAUGCAGCGACUUCUAGGCUGCCCCAUGAUUUAUCUCAUCGUCUUGACGAGCACCGCGAUGGCCUUGAUGGCGGAUAUCCACGCCAAAGGCAUCAAGUGCUCCUUUUUCCCGAGCAUUCUGCACCAGGUUCAAGCCAAGGUGCUGGCCGAACGCAGCUCCAGCGCGGGCCCCCAGCUGGGCAGUUGCUUGUAG